AUGGAGUUGAAGAGAGGAAAGACUUUCAUCAAAUCCAGCCUGCACAUUUCCCAGAAAUCCCCAGGCCCAGCAGCAGCUGCUCCAGCCAGGGACGACGCAAGCCCCUGGUCAGUCUCGCCAGGAGAGCAGCAACAGGUCCAUGGUGAGAAAGGACCCCAAAUGAGUCCCAACACCCACGGAUAUAACAGAUGCUCCAAAAAGGGAGCACAGCCAGACCCUGAGGGUGGCGCCACAGACCUCUGUGGUGCCCCUCUCAAACUGGUUUGGAAGAGCAAGACCCACAACGGUGUGCCUGGGGCUGGCAGGGUGGUUGCCGCCCCAGGGCAAUUGAUGGGCAGUGAAAAGUUCCCAGGGCCCUCUGGAGGCCAGCGCAUAAUCGAUUACCGCCACUUUGUGCCCCAAAUGCCUUUCGUGCCAGCUGUGGCUAAGAGCAUCCCAAGGAAGAGGAUUUCCCUGAAAAGACCCAAGAAGUGCUUUCGGAACCUAUUCCACAUUCGCAGAAACAAGACUGAGAACUUGGCUUCACUGGCAACCAAGGGCAAGAGCCUCUCCUCCCCCAGGAGCCCAUCAGAGGCUGGAGGGCAGCGAGGCCAAGCUUUCUUCUCCUGGGGCGAGGGCUGGGGCCUGGAUGGCUUGUGCCAGGACCUGUCUGACAGCGAGCUCCUGCCCGACUGCUCUCCCGACUUCUGCAGGGUUCUGUGCGAGGACGUGGCUUCACUCCAGAGCUUCGACUCACUCACGGGCUGCGGGGAGAUCUUUGCGGACGAAAGCUCGGUGCCAGCUCUGGAGCUGAACGAGGGCCCGGAGAGCUCAGCCCUGUCGCCGCAGGCCCUCAAGAGCAAGGUGUCCAGUGGCCCCUUCCAGGGAAGCAUGGAGAAGCUGGUGUCACCUGCCCAAAAUGACCUGUCUGACUUCGCCAAGUUCUGGGACAGUGUGAAUCAUUCUGUGAGGCAACAACAGAGCGCUCUACUGGGCUCGUGGCUGGAAAGGCCUCAGGGAGCGGACACCGCCCAGCCCAGGCAGGACUCAGCUGGGCUCACUGAGCUCCCUCUGUGCCCCUGCAAGGACCUCCUCAGUGGCUCCAAAGCCAGCUCCAUAGACACAGGCACCCCCAAGAGCGAGCAGCCAGAGUCUGUGUCCACGAGCGACGAGGGCUACUGUGAUGCCUUUUCACCCAGCCUUGAGGAGGACAGGAAGGAAGCCCUGAGCCCGGGGACCCCCGCUGCCUCCUUCCCCCGGGAGAGCUAUAGCGGGGAUGCCCUCUACGAGCUUUUCUAUGACCCCAGUGAGGGCCCGGCCGGCCCGAGCCCGGACGACGACCUGUGCGUGUCGGAGAGCCUGUCGGAGCCAGCACUGGGAGCCCCGCUGUCCAUGUGCAGCUUCCACAUGGGGGCAGAGGAGAACCUGGCCCCCGGGCCCGGCCCGGACCUGCUCAGCCAGGGCUUCUCGCAGAGCUCCUGGAAGGGCAAGGAGUGCCUGCUGAAGCUCUGCGACACCGAGCUCGCGGUCACCAUGGGCGUCGUCAACUGGCUCCGCCGGAGCCCCGAGCUCCGCGCCCUGCCCGUCUCAGCCCCCGCAGAGCCCGAGACCCCGCUCGGUGGACUGGUGGGGAAGCUGGCAGCUGGUGCUGAGAAGCAAGGCCCAGGUCUGCUGACACGAGACGGCAGGGGGGCCCAGGCCUCUGACGCAGGCGGGACCGCAGUCGGGACCGCAGUCGGCUCGAGACCUAGCCGGCAGCACCUGUGGGCACAUUCCAGUACCAAGGGCCUGCUUGCUAGAGAGAGUGAGGUCCUCACAGAGGCUGAGCAGGGGACCAGCCCUCUGUCCAGGAGCCCGUCUCUGACGUGCGCGCAGGUCUCUGGGGAAGAAGGGACACGAGGUUGCCACGAAGGUCCGUUCUCCCCUUCGGGGUCUGCAGCCUCCAUCGUGACAGAUACUUCCAGCAAAAACAAGGUCAUAAACCCCUUUGCCUGGCCUCACUCCCAGGAGUUCAGAGCACCUGGAAAGGAGGGGUGUUUCCGAGAUCAGUGGAAGCCAGGGUUUAGGGAAAGCACCCUGGAUGCAGAGCCUGCCCUGAAAGACAGAGUGGCCCAGGUUGCAGCUCUGCAGAUCCACCCAGACUGCAAGCCCCGCGCUGUGCAGCCUCCAAGGCAGGACACAGGCAGCCAGCUCUGCAGGCAGCCUCAGGCCAGGGACACUAUCGUGCUGCAGCAGAAACAGCCUAUCAGCUUCCCUGGAGUGGCUGCUGUCGGUGGCCUGCCCUCCUUGACCAGCCCACUCCACAGCCCGCAGGAUCAGAAGUGCUCAGCCCUUGUCCUGGACAUAAGCCGGCUCAGAGUGGAGCCCACCAGGCUGGAUGCCUAG
Molecule: messenger RNA, 2364 nt
Organism: Molossus molossus (Pallas's mastiff bat)
Lineage: Eukaryota; Metazoa; Chordata; Mammalia; Chiroptera; Molossidae
Gene: AMER3
Product: APC membrane recruitment protein 3
Exons: 1
Coding region: 1-2364 (787 amino acids)
Biological process (GO): regulation of canonical Wnt signaling pathway
Cellular component (GO): plasma membrane
Molecular function (GO): phosphatidylinositol-4,5-bisphosphate binding; beta-catenin binding
Source: RefSeq, a predicted model, not a curated record